UGGCCGGGCCGCUGGCGGCGGGGAGGGGACCGCGCUCGCCCUCGGGGCUCCGCCGCGCCCGCGGGCCGCUCCUCGCGCCGAGCACCGGCCGCUCUCCUCGCGCCUCCGCCGGGCCGGCAGCCGCUGCCCCGGCGCGGUGUGCGGGGGGAUGGCGGCGAAGGGACCGGGCGGGCCGCGGUGGUGGCAGAACCGGCGGGCGCGGCUGCUGUGCAUGCUGGCGCUCACCUUCCUCUUCUUCGUGGUGGAGGUGGUGGUGAGCCGGGUCACGUCGUCGCUGGCCAUGCUCUCCGACUCCUUCCACAUGCUCUCCGAUGUCAUGGCCCUGGUCGUGGCGCUGGUGGCCGUGCGCUUCGCCCAGCGCACCCGCGCCACCAAGAAGAACACCUUCGGGUGGGUGCGGGCCGAGGUGAUGGGUGCCCUCGUCAACGCCGUCUUCCUCACCGCCCUCUGCUUCACCAUCCUGCUGGAGGCCAUCGAGCGCUUCACGGAGCCCCAUGAGAUCCAGCAGCCGCUGGUGGUCAUCGGCGUGGGGGUGGCGGGGCUCAUCAUCAACCUCCUGGGGCUCUGCCUCUUCAACCACCAUGGUGUCGGGGGCCAUGGCCAUUCCCACGGCCACGGGCACUCGCACAGCGGCAGGCGGCACUCCCGCAGCGGCCCCAAGCCUGAGCAGCCCCCUGGGGAUGGCGAAGCUGCGCUGCACCGGGAGGAGACCAGCACCUUAGUGGAGAACUGCAGCAGUUCCAACGGGGUCAGCCAGGAGAAGCUGGGUGAUAUGAAAGAUGACAUGACUGACCUACAAGUGAAUGGGAAUGCUGGUCAUUAUCCUGUGGAUGUAGCGGAGGUUGAAGAAGACUCCAGUGCGCAGCUUAACAUGCGUGGAGUUUUUCUGCAUGUUUUUGGAGAUGCCUUAGGUUCAGUAAUUGUGGUAGUGAAUGCCUUGCUCUUUUAUGGGUUGUGGAAUCCAUGCCCCAAAGAUGGGCCCUGCUUUAAUCCGUGUGUCAAUGACCACUGCAUGGAAAACGCUACUUUAUCCCAAACGCUUGGCAGAGGAAACAGUUCUGAGCAAGAGAGCAUUACGGUGGCUGGUCCAUGCUGGUUGCUAUAUUUAGAUCCUGUCCUUUGUUUGAUUAUGGUUUGCAUACUCCUUUACACAACUUACCCGUUACUUAGAGAGUCAGCCCUUAUACUUCUACAGACUGUUCCCAAACAAAUAGAUGUUCAUUCUUUGAACUCAAAAUUACGUACCCUUGAAGGAGUUGAAGCAGUCCAUGAAUUACACAUUUGGCAGCUGGCAGGCAGUAGGAUCAUUGGGACUGCGCACAUAAAGUGUCCUGACCCUUCCACAUAUAUGAUGGUGGCAAAGCGCAUCAAAGAGAUCUUUCAUGACGAAGGGAUUCACGCGACUACCAUUCAGCCUGAGUUUGCCAGUGUUGGCUCUGAAUCAGGGAGAGGGAAAUGUGAGUUUCCUUGCAGGACCCAGUGUGCUUUGAAGCAGUGUUGUGGAGCAGGAGAAGAUAGUACUGCAAAGAAGACAGAAAAAUCUUCAUCGCUUAGUAUUUCUUGUUCAGAAGUUGUCGUUGAAAUUGCGAAAACCAGGAGGACUAAGUCAGAGAGCGUCCCUUCAGUUAAGCUAGAGGCAAACACGGAUCAAAAUGAGCAGUUUGAAUCAUCUUUGUAACUCCCCAAACGGUGCUACCUGAAUUUUGGUGACUUUGACAACAACUGUAUUGCCAGAGGAAGAGACAGACGUUUGAAAUGCAAUUUUGCUAAGUAGUGUAAUUGCUGAAGUACUUGUUCUUGUCAUAUUGCUAAAUCUAGGAUGCUUAUUUUAAAGAACAUAAUGUCACUGUCAUGAUACAAUGUGUUUGUGUUGACUUUGUCCUGAGACAGACAGAAAGUGCGCGGAUGCUGUAACAACUUCAGAAAACCAGUUGCAACAUUUCAGCAGAGACGCUUUCUGCUGUGUUCCAAAUAAAAAUAUAUUUUUCCAGUGAAGAGGUGUUUGAGGAAUAAGCAUGUAGGAACUCAAUUUGUGUUACAGAUUUCUUGGACCUCCUCUUUCCUUUAAUAUUUGAUUUGUAGAUAUUUUAAUAUAUUGUUUAUUUAGAAGCUCUAAGGAAACCAAAGUUCAUAGAACAUUUUAAAAGAUAUAACUACUUAAAACUGGAAACCACUUUGCAGUUUCACCUAUUUUUCUUAAACCUAUAUAAUAAUAAAUGUGAAGGCUUUUCUAAUGAAUAUAUCGUAUAGCAUAUUUUGAAGAGAACAUCAUGUGAUUGUUAGAGACUGACCCCACUCUUUCGGAUAAGGUAGCGAGGUAAUUAAAAUCAACUGCUUGUGAAAAGUAUCAGAUGUGAAAGGGGUUUUUUCUGUCAGAAUGGAAGUUCAAGCUACUGUAUACUGCUCUGGGAUCAAGAUACGAGACUGGCCGAUAAAGUAAUGCAUACUUUCAUAUUUUAUGGAUUUUCUGGUGUUUUUCCUUAUUUCCAAGUUGUAUCUGGUCAUAAAAGUCUUGACUCACAGUGCUAUGAAUGAAAAACUGGAGCUUCAUUUUUAACUGAUGCUCAGUUUGCUAAGAUAAAAGAAUUACUUAUUUGUGCUCUGUCAGGGAAACUCUGCCAAGCACUGACACUGUAACUUGUGCUUUUAAAGUAGCCUCCGUAACAAUUCAGUGGCGCGUUUUGCUUGUAGUCGCGUGUCUGUAAGCACUUGCAGUGACUGCGGUCCUGGUCCCCACAGUGUCCCUAGGAGCCUUCCACUGACUUGUGAGGAAAUAGGGCAGGGAGCAGGAUUUCAUUCACAGUGUAUUUCACACUUUGAGAUGUUUACGUAUGACAUAAUUUCAUUUAUAUUAAAUAUUCAAAUCUGUGGUUUGAAAUGUUAACUCAGUUAAUUGACAACUGGCUCUAAAGAAGCUGUUACAGUAUGCUACCAACUUACACCUUAUCAGAGGAGAGAAUGGCCUAUGGACUCUGAAUUUGGCAGAGGCUAGAUAAGAAUUGAAGAUAAAACAUACAAGGAAUCUAAUAUAAAACCCUGACCCUUUUGAUCCACACUCAAGUUAUGUAUGGGAAAUGUCUUGUGAUUAAAUCAACUGCUCCUGUGCUCAAAACUGGAAAACAGGUCGGAUCUUCCAUUGUUUGCUCUAUGACUCUGGACAUGAUAAACACUCUGCCUCAGUUUCCCUGUCUUAGGAUGGGGAUAAUACCUACCUCACAGGGGUGUUGUGAGGCUUAACUCUUGUGUGAAGCGCUCUGAGAUCUGUUACUGGAAGGCACUGGAAGGAGUACAAGAUACUAAAUUACGUGGUAUUUUCUCCUUCUGCAAAUGAAUUGCAAUACCUAGGCACAACAGAGGAACUGAGGAUAGUUUUGGCCUUAUGAAAUUCUUUAAUGCUGUGGUUUUCAGGCUUUUAACAGUGUUUAAGUAUAGAUUUUUUUUUUUUUACGAAUAUUUUGUUAGUGAAGGGAAUGUAGCUUUGCCUCCAGACGCAGAAUGCCUCACUAGUUCGCAUUUCUAAUGCGUGUCUCGUAUGAUAAUUGCUCCUAAGUAGCUCACAAUAAUCUGCUGCUCGUCCGACCUCCAGGUCGUGUCAGUGGUCUUCCCCAAUGUUUUAGCAGAGCAUUGCAGUCAACUCUCGAUUAUCCAUGGGUGGAUUACCAGUGUUGUGUAUUAACCCUGCAGUCUACAGGCCCAGACUAGCUCUGUGUCGUAUACCAAUGCGCUGGCCGAAUGCUGUGUGCCAAAGCACUGGUCCAGUUUCACGCGAGCCCCCUCUCGCAGAGCGUGUUGGCUUGAGCACAGCCCAGCACCCUGCAGUUAUUAAUGUUUUGCUUCGUGGCUCCUCGGAUGCAUCCAUGAGAAGCUGCAGGGUGUGGAUGGGUUGGUUCAACUUUGCGCUCGCUUCAUUUGCCUUUUUCCGUGUUUAUGCUUGUUGUAUAGUCUCAUAAACUAACUUAAAUAUGUUAAUAUAGUAUUUAUACAUGUUUUUGUUUUGUCUGAAUUAUCUUAACUCUUUCUCCUGUUACCUGUAUAUGAUCUAGAGUUGACUGUUAAAUGAGAUCUUGUAAUGAGACUACAUUUGCAAAAUAUGCUACCACUGCUAGUAUACUACAAAGUAUUAACCAAGUAAAUUUUGAAAUGAACGAAGUA
Molecule: messenger RNA, 4152 nt
Organism: Columba livia (rock pigeon)
Lineage: Eukaryota; Metazoa; Chordata; Aves; Columbiformes; Columbidae
Gene: SLC30A1
Product: solute carrier family 30 member 1
Exons: 2
Coding region: 149-1678 (509 amino acids)
Biological process (GO): intracellular zinc ion homeostasis; detoxification of zinc ion; zinc ion transmembrane transport
Cellular component (GO): membrane; Golgi apparatus; endoplasmic reticulum
Molecular function (GO): zinc ion transmembrane transporter activity; calcium channel inhibitor activity
Source: RefSeq, a predicted model, not a curated record